Molecule: messenger RNA, 653 nt
Organism: Lactuca saligna
Lineage: Eukaryota; Viridiplantae; Streptophyta; Magnoliopsida; Asterales; Asteraceae
Source: the annotation of a GenBank genome assembly
AUGAACAAAUGGACCGGGGAACCGGCUGGAACCGGUACCGGAACCGGAACCGGCACCGGAACCGGAACCCGAUGGAACCGGUCGGGCCGGGACCGGGACGUUAUUUUUGUAGAUUUUUGGAACCGGGAACCGGUAGGAACCGGCAAAAACCGGAACCGUAUGAUGCUAUUUUUCAAGGACUGGUUCCAACAUUUGAAGACACGACAAGAACCGGUAGGAACCGGGAACCGGAAGAAGACAACCGGGAUAAGAGGCAUCACCAUUACCGGAGACCUUUUCAAAAUCAUAUCCAUUGUCAUCAGAUCGAACGUCACUACGCACGAUAAGCAAAUCCUUCUGUUACAUAAAACUCUAGGGCUUGAUCAGACCGCCAUGGAACCUUCUAGAAUGACGUUGUACAGGCUCAGCAACACCUCAGUCGUUAUCGAUAUUUACCCGGUUUGGGUUUGGUUUAUUUGAAGAAGAAAUUCAAUUCGUGAAACAAAAAGCUCAUCUUUUUACCCAUUUUGAACAUGAUCUGUUGUGGGAAGAAGACAAGCUUGCUUCCCUUUUGUCUAAAGAGAAAAAUAUUGUUUCAGAAGAAAGGGGAUUUGUUCAGUGAUAGGGUUUUAAUAGGUUUAAGGAAAGAAUCAUUCGAUUGGAUGAUUAGGCUU